AUUUUCCGAGAAACAAAAGUGAAACCAACACAGGGCAGAGGCUGGAAGGCAAGCGGCCAUGGCCGGCGCGUAUUCUUAUCCUCUGCUCGUUGAGCUCGAACAAACCGACACACAAAGAUUAAAAACUAAAUUAGUCAAAUACUUUCAAAGCAAGAAAUCUAACGGGGGUGACUGUGAGGUUGAGUAUGAGAACGGCAGCAGGACGGCGUUGCUGCGCUUCCGCUCAGAGAAGGUCCGGCAAAAUGUUUUGGCCAAAGAGGCGCAUCAGAUCACCUUGGAUAAAAGCGUCCUGAGGAUGACAGUUCGCUUACCUUCAGACGAGAAAACAGAAAAGGAAGCUCCAUCUGAUAAACUCAACAAGAAAUCGGAAGUUGCUGGGAACAGCAAACAGUCCAGUGCUGAUGAACUCACACCUGCAGCUGAAGCUCAGACAAAGGCAGAAGGCAGAGAUGAUGAUAGAGCAGACGAAGAGCUGUGCUCUACCUCAGCUGUUUUAGAAAAUAUUCCAGAGUCGUUGAACCAGGAGUUUUUGGAGAUGCUGGUGGAGAAUGUUUUAAAGGAUUCUGAGUCUUCAGCUGCCUCCGAAAGAUUCACUUUGGAAGUCAUUCCUGGCAGCUCCUCUGCUGUGGUGACUUUCCAGAGUGGAAAAGAAAACACUGACUUCAUGACAAGAUGCCCUCAAAACAGGAUGUUCGCAAAUAAGGGAUUGUCAGUCCGGGCUCUUGAAGUCACAGAGUGUGUUGUAGUUGAAGACAUACAAAAUUUGAGUGGAGAUCACCUCUUCUUGUAUUUUGAGAAUGAGUUUGGGAAUGUGGAAAAUGUCACGCCGAAUGAAGUGGAACAGUCGGCCAUCAUCACCUUUAAAGACCAGAAAGCUGUCCAGAAAAUCAUGAAGAAGAAGCAUCACAUCAAACAGCAAGAGAUCAGAGUUUAUCCUUUCUAUAAAUCCUUGGGAACAGCCCUGUAUGGCAAAUACAAGCCUUCACUAAAACUCCCUGCUGCUAUCUCUGAACCCAUUGACAGUGCAAUCUGGAGAUACCUAAAGGACAAUCACUCAGCAGCAGAGACCAUUCACAGUGACUUAGCUAAACACUUCUGUAAUGUAAACCUCAACCAGUCUACUGUGCACUUGAGCCCAGUAUCUUCACUACUUCAGCAAAAGGAUGCCAAAGCCGUCAUCAAAGUGUGGGGGGAUACUGUGAAGUCAGCCUUUGCACAAGCUAUGUCAAAAUUCAGAUCUGUGAAGUUUCAGCCAGAGCCAGAUGUAUGGGAAGAGUCUGAGAAGAACUUCAGACAGAUGCUUCAGAACAAGGAUGUGGUUGUAGUGCCUGAUAAAGCCAGUGGUGUCUUAUCAGUGGUCGGCUUUGUGGAUGAUGUCGACAAGCUUGAGCAAAAACUUGAUGAAGUCAUGAGCAGUGUUGUCACAAGGGUGCAGAGGGAGAAAUCGAGCAUAACCCAAGUGAUCAAAGUGCAACCAUCGAUUUUCCACAUUCUGAAUCAACAUGGUCUUCAGGACAAGUUGCUACAUGUGUACCCCGAGCUCAAAAUGUCAUUCAAGAAAGAGAAUUCGGAUUUGACAGUAACUGGCUUAAGGGAGGAGAUUUUGGCAGUAAGAAAUGCCAUAUUUAAUGAAACGUUUGCAUUAAAAAGGCGGAUUUUAGAAAUGGAUAACUUUGUGCUUCACUUGUUGAAGGAUGAGGAACAAGAAGAGCUUACAAAUGCUCUCCUCACAUCCAAUGGAAUAAAUGCAGCUUUUGAGACAAAAGCACCAAGGGUUCAGCUCCUUGCUGUUUCUGAUAUAGAUCUGAAUGAUGCUGAAGACCAUCUGACAAAGCUGCUAAUGUCUCAAUACAUUGAUGUUGAAGAUAGUAAUGUACUGAAGAAGCCAGAGUGGCAAAAUCUGGUCUGUCAGUUAGAGAAGGCCAACAGUAAGCCAUGCAGGAGACUUCUAAUCCACACCACUGGGCAACAAGUUGUGGUGUCUGGCCAUAAGGAUAGUGUCCUAAAAGUCAGCAGUGAGCUUGAUGACUUCUUAAAGCAGAAUGCUCACAUUGAUGAAACUGUUGUUGUCAAGCCUAACGCCAUACUUGAAUAUGUUAAAAAACUCAAAGCAUCUUCUUUGAAGCAAGUGGAAGACAACGUGGCGGUGUCUUACACAAAGGAGGCCAUCUGUCUAAGUGGUUCUAGAGUUAAUGUCACAGAUGGCAAGACCUUGGUUGAAGACUUGGUCUCUUCUGUGGUCUUUGAUAGUUUAAAAGUGAGCAAGCCUGGAAUGAAGAAGUUAUUCCAGGAUCAAGAAGCUAUGUAUGUUUCCUCACUGCUGAAUGAAACUGGCUGCUUGGUCCAGCUGGUUGAUGGCACUAAUGGUGGACAGGAUGACUUAGCCCACAGCUGGGUUCCAAAGCCUGUUUAUCAGCUUCAGACAGCUGAUGGAGUGGAAAUAGCUGUUUGCAAGGCAGAUAUGUGCAGUUACCCAGUGCAUGCAGUUGUCAGUUCUUCUAACUGCGACUUGAAACCUAAUGGAGGUCUUGCUGGAGCACUUUCGAAUGCUGCUGGCCCUCAGAUGCAGGCUGAAUGUGACAAAAUAAUUAACUUGAAGGGACUGCUCAAGCCUGGAGACUGCGUCAUAACCGAUGCAGGGGGUCAGCUUUGUUGCAAAAAAGUUAUCCAUGCAGUGGGACCUAAGUUUGAUCCAUCUAAACCCCAGAAGGCUGCGGCACAUUUGAAAAAAGCUGUUAAAGAAAGCUUAGAACUUGCUGAAAAGCACGGGUGCACCUCUGUGGCUCUUCCCACCAUCAGCAGAAACCAAGGCUUACCUCUCGAUUUGUGUUCAGAGAGCAUCAUCAGAGCAGUAAAGGAACACUGUGAUGAGAAGUAUGAUGACAACACCCUGCAGAAGAUCCAUUUGGUGAAUAAUGACGACGCUGCUGUUAAGGCUAUGGAGGCAGCUGUAAGAGAACAGUUUGGAAAUCAUGGGGUCAGUCAUUCUCAACAAGCUCUUCCUACCAAAGCCACCAAGUUUCCACUUGGGAAACAUGCCAGAUCUGCUGGAUCUGAUUCCACCUGCUUGGGUCAUGUCAAGACCAACGAGGGCUUAGAUAUCACUGUUAUCAAAGGGAAGAUCGAGGGUGCCACGACGGACGUGGUCGUGAAUACUGUGUUUGAAGAUCUUGCGCUGAACAAAGGGGCAGUUUCAAAUGCCAUCUUGGCUGUGGCCGGACCCAAACUUCAGCUACUGGUAAAUUCAAAGAAAGCUAGUGGAAACACUGGUGAGGUCAUUGUCACUGACGGCUGCAAGCUGAAGAGCAAGAAAGUCUUUCAUGCAGUUGCACCUCAUUGGGACAAUGGACAAGGCACAGCUGAAAAGACCUUGAGUUCCAUUUUCAAGGACUGUUUGGACAAGGCAGAGGAUACUGGUCUGACUUCCAUAUCCUUCCCCGCCAUUGGCACUGGAAACCUGGGUUUCCCACGAGACCUUGUAGCCUCUCUGAUACUGAAUGAAAUCUCAGAGUUUAGCAAGAACAAACAACCUAAGCACCUGAAGAAGGUUGUUAUCGUCCUUUACUCAGGAGAUGCACCGACUAUCCAGGUUUUCAGUGAUGUAUUUAAGAAGGAGUUCCCCAGUGCCUCAGGCGGUCCAGUGUCCACCAGUUCCGCACAAAGUUCAGCUCCUUUCUCCAAAGUUGUCUCGGGCUCAGGGAUGUAUGAGACCAAAAUGGGAAAAGUGGCUAUACAGGUGGUCACAGGAGACAUAACCAAGGAGACCACUGAUGUCAUUGUCAACUCCUCUAAUGAAACUUUCACUCUUAAGUCAGGAGUAUCCAAGGCUAUUCUGGAGGCAGCUGGUCAGGCUGUUGAAACUGAAUGCCAAAACCUUGGCUCUGAGCCCAACCCAGGCAUGAUAAUGACCCAGCCAGGUAACCUAAAGUGUAAGAAGAUCCUCCACCUGAUCGGAAGGACGGACCCAGUAAGAAUCAAGAAGGUUGUGAAAGAUGCUCUCCAAAUGUGUGUGAAAAGCUCAUACACUUCUGUCUCAUUUCCUGCCAUUGGCACAGGUCAAGGCAAUGUAAAGGCAAAGCAGGUGGCAGAUGCCAUGUUGGAUGCAGUGAUUGAUGUGUUGGGCCAAGACCCUUCUGGGCCCCUACAGACAGUUCGGAUAGUUAUUUUCCAACCGCCAAUGCUGAAAGAGUUCCACAACAGUAUGACUGAAAGGGAAGUCACUGAACCUAAGGAUAAAAGCGGAUUCUGGGUAAACCUCAGCUCCAAAAUCAAAUCACUCUUUGUCAGUGAAGGUGCUGACAAGCCACAGGAACAAGAAGAUUUUGUCUUUGAGGCUCUGGAUGUAGACCCAGCUUGCUUCCACAUCUGCAGUGACUCACAGGCUAAAGUAGACUCAGCCAAGCAGUGGAUCAACGACCUGAUAGCCAAGGCGCUAAACACCUACACUAUAUCAGACCUCUCCAUUCUUAGCCUCCCUGAUGCAGACCACCAGCGCAUUUUUGACAUCCAGAAGACCAUGGGUGUGAGAAUACUGACUGAAGGCAAGAACAGCCAAGCCUCAAUCAUCAUUGAGGGACUCAGCAAUGACGUACUCAAAGCCACCACUGAAAUAAAUGAAAUGCUGAGGAAGGUGAGGGAAAAGGAGGAGCUGAAGAAGAAGAUGGAGCUGGCGAAAACUAUGGUAGACUGGCAGUACCAACAGCAAGGGCUGACGUUUCAGAGUUUUGAUCUAAUGCACAACUUCCAGCUUGAGGAAGCAUUGGAAAAGAAGCUACAACAUGUAAAAGUCACAAUCAACGGUAAAGACUACACUGUCACCAUGCCAAGUGGACCGGCCACUGAUAACCAGGGACAUUCCCUGCAGAUAAAGAGAAUUGACAAGCUGAAAGAUGAAGACAUACCUGAUCACUGGGAUCCUAUGCUGGCCAGCGAUUCGUGUCUUGCUGUCACCAUCAAGGCUGGAACUGAAGAGCACACUGAAAUCCUGAAUCUGUUCCAGGCCUCGUGCAAUCGAACCGUUACUAAGAUUGAAAGGAUACAGAACCCUAUAUUAUGGAAGAGCCUACAGCUCAAGAGGCGUGACAUGGAGCAGAGAAAUGGUCACACGAAUAACGAGAGACGCCUCUUCCAUGGCACCUGCCACACCACUGUGAACCACAUCAAUGAGCACGGCUUCAACAGGAGUUUCGCAGGAAAGAAUGCUGCUUGUUAUGGCAAUGGCACAUAUUUUGCUGUCAAUGCCAAUUACUCUGCCAAUGACACCUACUCCAAGCCGAAUCAAAAUGGGGAGAAGUUCAUGUACGUCUGCCGGGUGCUGACAGGGGAUUUCACUGUUGGACAACAAAAUAUGGUUGUACCACCAGCCAAAGGCCUCGUCUCCACUCAGAAGUACGACAGCGUCGUGGACAACAUGGCCAAACCCGGCAUGUUCGUUGUCUUCCACGACAGUCAGGCUUGUCCUGAGUACUUGAUUACAUUCAAGUGACACAGCUGUGCACUGAGACAACAACAAAAACUAAUGCCUUACAUUUUUACACUGUCUUCCAAAAUUGAAUAAUUCUUUGCUUAUCAUCAGCUGAGUAAUGCUUUAGUUUACACAUAUACGUAACAGAUUGUGCUUAAAUAUACAAUGAUUCAAACAAUGGAUCAUUCUUUGCUUUAGAAGUAGUCAGUAAUGAUCACAAGGGAUCAGGUUUUAAUAAUCAGAUCUAUGUAGUGCCUUGAAAAUGUGUCUCUGAAAACACCAUAAAAUGAUCAUGCAAGAAGAAAUUUAACAGAGAAAAGACAAGGGGAGGUUUAGUAACAGAUUGUAUUGCCUGUAUGUUAUGCACUGUAUAAUUGCACUGAACACUGAGGCUGAUGGGAAUUACCUCCAGGAAAUCAUGUGACAGCAAAAGCUUGUCUGUGUAUACCUGCGCAGCUCAGGCUACCAUUCACUUGUGGCUUUGAAUGUAAAACUGAAAGUUUACUACUGUUCCUGUAAACAAGCCUGUUCAAAUAAAACUUAAUAUAAGCA
This is a messenger RNA of Toxotes jaculatrix (banded archerfish), 6016 nucleotides long. RefSeq names its product poly(ADP-ribose) polymerase family member 14-related sequence 1 (gene parp14rs1). Gene Ontology annotation, molecular function: NAD+ poly-ADP-ribosyltransferase activity; transcription corepressor activity. The record is from RefSeq and is a predicted model, not a curated record. Gene Ontology annotation, cellular component: nucleus; cytoplasm. Gene Ontology annotation, biological process: negative regulation of gene expression. Bases 59 to 5485 code for a protein of 1808 amino acids. The transcript is spliced from 17 exons. Lineage: Eukaryota; Metazoa; Chordata; Actinopteri; Toxotidae.